GCCACGGGCUCUGAGGAACGCCGGGCGCUUCGGCGACUUCUUCCCCGACCGCCUCAGCCCGCCGCCUCCUGCCCCGCCGCCUCAGCCCCCGGGAAGGUGGACGGCGCCGGCUUAGGUUACGGAAGCGGCCGGUGCCGGCGAGCAGGGUUCGAAAAUGCCCCGCGCGUUUCUGGUGAAGAAGCCGUGCGUGUCCACGUGCAAGCGGAACUGGAGCGAGCUCCCCGACGAGGAGCGCGGCGAGAUCUACGUGCCCGUCAGCCUGGGCUUCUACCCACCACAGCCCCGCCCGGAGCCAGAGCCGUCAGUGGCUGAACCCCCUUCUUGCCCGCUGGCUUUGGACAUGAGCCUUCGAAACUCCGGCUAUAGCAUGACCUCUGGACCCUGCGUGGUGGCCCAGCUGCCCUCUGAAGAUAUGAGCCGCCUGGCAGACCCCCAGAGCAGAGACCACGGCUUCCUGCGCACCAAGAUGAAGGUGACCCUGGGCGACAGCCCCAGUGGAGACCUCUUCACCUGCCACAUCUGCCAGAAGGCCUUCACCUACCAGCGCAUGCUGAACCGCCACAUGAAGUGUCACAAUGACGUCAAGAGGCACCUCUGCACCUACUGCGGGAAGGGCUUCAACGACACCUUCGACCUGAAGAGACACGUCCGCACCCACACUGGCGUGAGGCCCUACAAAUGCAGCCUGUGUGACAAGGCCUUCACGCAGCGCUGCUCCCUGGAGUCUCACCUCAAGAAGAUCCACGGCGUGCAGCAGAAGUACGCGUACAAGGAGCGGCGGGCCAAGCUGUACGUGUGCGAGGAGUGCGGCUGCACGUCCGAGAGCCAGGAGGGCCACAUCCUGCACCUGAAGGAGCACCACCCUGACAGCCCGCUGCUGCGCAAGACCUCCAAGAAGGUGGCGGUGGCCCUGCAGAACACCGUCACCUCCCUGCUGCAGAGCAACCACCACCUCUGAGCGCCGUCGGCCAGGCGGGGCCAGCCCCCUGCGGCCUGCCAGGCCGCCUCCUGCCGGAACACUGGCAAUGGGACUGGAGCCCCGCACUGACCUCUGCGCACGUCGGCCCUUUUGUAUUUUGGACGGAGGCCGAUCCAAACCUGUGUUAUGGGCAGACGGGCGUGCAUCUGGGCAGGGCCAGGCCAGGACUGCCUUUGAGGAAGCAGCACCCCCGCAGAGCCAGGAACUGUUUCCCGGAGGAGGUGGUCCUGUGACUUUCUGCCCCUGGAGCAGAGGGUGGGGCUGCUGGCCCCCCGUGGAUGGCAGGGUCAGGAGCACUGGCACAAAGCAUCGCGAGAGACGGCGGUGACGCUUGGCGAUGACCCGCCUGGCAGUGCUUCCGGCGCCCAGGGCUGCAGGGUUAUGCCCUCGGCGGGGCGCGUGCGCAGCUGAGGAUGUGCACGCCUGCACACACGAAGGCCUUUCCACGUAUCACCUCAUUUUAAAAAAUCCAAGACAAGGUGCCAAGGAGGUUUUAUUUCCUUUUUUUAAAAGAUGACAAAUGUAUAGAUAUUAAUAUAUUUUUGGUGCUGAUGGCGACUAUUUUUGAGAGGAUGAAGCUGGCUUAUCUCUCUCCCAUGCGGUUCUAUUUAUCCUGGACAUUUCACAUCCUCUGUGCUGUGCUCUGGGGUGGCUGCCCUGACGCCCCGAGCUUCCUACUUCCUGUGUCCUUCCUCUGGCCUUGCCUGGAGGAUGCACUGCCCUCUGGUCCCCUGUCAUGGAGACAGCACAUCCCCUCUGCUCUUCCCUCCCACAGCUCUGCCUCCCUCCCACUGCUUUCUAGGCAGCCUGGCCGACCGAGGGCCUUCUGAUAACAGAUUUGUGCAUAACAGCUCACGGUUGUGGAGGUCGAGGGCUUGUCCAGGUCCAGCCUCAGGGGUGAGCCAGGCAGGAGAAUCUUUGAGAGGCCCGGAGCCGUGGCCUGAAGCACAGGAGAGUCCAGGCCAGGCCGCAAGGUUAAGUAAAAAACCUGAGAACAACAGCAAAAAAUUGGGACAGAAUAAUAACCAGACACAUCAGAAACCUAUAGCGGGAGGACAGUAUUAGAUAGCUAAUAAGUUAUAUUUGUAGCCUUUUUUUCUGACUUUUUCAAGUAGCAAGGCUGGGUCCCGAGCCAGUGGCUCCAACUGAGGGACUCAGCCAGGCUCCCUUAGCGUGGCAGGUGUCCUGCUAAUAACAGGCACGGGGUGUGGGUCAGAGGGGAGAGCUGGGCAGGGGCUG
Messenger RNA from Pipistrellus kuhlii (Kuhl's pipistrelle), 2218 nucleotides. It is a transcript of the gene OVOL1, whose product is annotated as ovo like transcriptional repressor 1. Gene Ontology annotation, molecular function: RNA polymerase II cis-regulatory region sequence-specific DNA binding; DNA-binding transcription factor activity, RNA polymerase II-specific. The coding region runs from base 155 to 958 and encodes 267 amino acids. NCBI's taxonomy places the organism in Eukaryota, Metazoa, Chordata, Mammalia, Chiroptera, Vespertilionidae. Gene Ontology annotation, biological process: epidermal cell differentiation; regulation of transcription by RNA polymerase II. Gene Ontology annotation, cellular component: nucleus. The record is from RefSeq and is a predicted model, not a curated record. The transcript has 4 exons.